AGUGGCCAUCACAAAGCCCUGACCUCAAUCCUAUAGAACAUUUGUGGGCAGAACUGAAAAAGUGUGUGCGAACAAGGAGGCUAAGGUGUAAAACUUCCGACUUCAACUGUAUUUAAAAAAUUAUUAACGUCAAAUUGUUAACGACUUUCAUUAAAUCUUAUUUUAAUGAGUCAAUUAUUUUUAUUUCAUCCUUCCACCAGACGAUAUAGUCUGGACAAAACCCAGUUGUUUGUUCUAUUUCUGAGGUUGCUAGCCAAGCAGACUGGUCGUCCGUUCUAUUGGCAUGAUUGCUAGGUCAAGUGGACGGUCAUUGUCCAUUCUAAGCGAAAAAGGUUGCUAUGCAGGCUGGCACUUCUCCUUUGCUAGCUAGACAACUAAAGCUAACACAAUCACAUUGAGCAGCUGAAAUGACAGCAAGCUAUGUGUAUAUUAAUUUGUUUUACUUUUGUUUCUAAUGCCAUUUAUUUGGAUGUAUCCAUAAUAAGGAAUGCUGAUGCAUGAAAUCGACUGGCUCAGAGAAGCGGUCUGUCUGAUCCGGACAUGUUCAUUCUCUAUGGCAAGGUGGAAAUCACAUUUGUAAUUUGAAACAUUUAUUGCAGAGGUCGGAGAGGCAGGAAGCAAGUUUUAGACAAACCCCCACUGUUGCAAACCAGAUGUUAGGCUAGAAGCAUGGGGAGAUAAUGUUGAGAUGCUUUUUUUCAUGUGGAGAUAAAGUUUAUGAAUUGACUGGCCCAGCUGUGGGACAGUAGAUGCGCAUUGAUAAUUCAAAUGGAACUGUUUACAGGCAUUACCUGUAGAUUAUUGUGAAUAAAUAAGGGCUAUCAACCUGUCACCAUCCAGGAUCCAAAUGUCCCAUUUUAGAAUGUAGAUUGAGAAAUGGCAUUACAGUAAUGUCAAGAGACAAAUGCCUCUGCUCAUCCAAUUUCCUUGCAUAACGGUGAAAGCCAGGUCCCAAAUUCACUUCUUUAUUAAUUCUCAGGAUGGGGAAAGACACUACAAGAAGGCUAUAGCUAGGAAGAAAAUCUGACUGGACAGGUGAGGAGGGGAGGGAAGAGGGGAGGCAAAAUCAUCACUGUGCUAUUCCCGGUCACACUUCAUUUGGACAGUCCCUUAUAGAUGAUCUACAGAUGCUCACACUAGCGACAAACUAUCAACUGUUGCAACCACUUGCUAUGGUUACGGUAGGGUUAGGUUUAUGGUUAGAGUUAGGGUAAGGGUUAAACCAUAGUUGUGCCGUGUGUCUUUCCAUUUGACCAGUUUUAUGAAAACUCAAGUUGCAAUCCCGUCUGUUAUGAGAUCACUAUAUGUUUACAGGAAGUACAUUAUCUCCUGCAAACAAACGGAGGUGCCUCUGUCUGUACCCUGGGACAUCAGCAACUAGCUGAAAAUACACAGUCAUAGUCAGUCUGCACACUCUGGAGAACCAAAUGCUUUGUUUUAAGGUAGCGACUCAUGUCAACGUCCCCGAUGAACAGGCCUUCCAUCUGCUCUCAGACCUGCGCAGGAGACAUGAGUGGACAGGCAUUACCCGUGGACAAUGUGAUGUGAUCGUCCAGGCAGAUGAGAAUGACACCAUCAACCGUGUGGCCACUCCGUGUGGACCCAUACCUGAUUGCCCUGCCACUAAGGAAUACACCCGGGGAGAAGUUCUCUGUGCAGGCUUCAGUAUCUGCGAGGAGUCCGACUCAGGAUCUCCUACUACAACCAGGCCACACCGGGAGUCCUCCAUUAUAUCUCCAACGACAUCGCAGGCCUUUCUUCCACCUUUCACUCCUGCAGCAAGUACCGAGAGGAGAACAGAGACAGCCUAGCCACCCUGCCCCCUUCUGACCUGUGACGAAAUGGUAUCAUCCUGAUCCCCUCUGUCCUGUCACACAUGGUACAGUCCUGGAAGCGCUGCCCCUUUGACCUAUGAUAGAAUGGUACCAUUCUCCUGGCCGCCUUGCACCACUCUGGCCUGUGAAAGAUGGUAUCACCCAGCACCCUUCUGCCUUGUUACUGAAUGACACCGUCCUGCUGCCCUGCACCCCUACCAAUAUGUGCACUUGGAAAGGACCAGGAUAGCUAGUUCCCUUUACACCCAUUCUGUACUGAGGAACAGCCUAACUCUUAUCAUUGGGAGACCUGAGAACGCCAUUUCUGGGAUAUCCCCCGACCCCAACUGCCAAGGAAAUCUGUACUUUUGCAUUUCUAAAAUGUGGGAUUUUCAAAUGUGGGACUAGUUUUGGGAUUACUAAUGUUUGUUACUCUCUUUGAUGUUACAUCAUGAUCUUCCAGACCAGUGUACAUUUCCACACUACAGGUUACUCUUAUCUCUCAAGACUGUCAGCUGGUGAACGUCCAUUUGUAUAAUAUUAUAUCGAACUCACCUCAUCUUUUGAUAUUAUGUGCAAUACUUAACAAUACUUGUGUUUAGUUAGGUCUUAUCCGGACAUUAAACAGUUAGUAGCCCUAUGAACAGGAGAAGUAUGCAAACUGGUUUGCUAUGCAGUUGUGUCUGACAUGUUUGUACAUGUUUUUGUCUCGUCUCUUGCUACCGAACUGUGGAUAAAAAAGCAGACUAGUUCAAGUAGGAGUAUUUACAUGCAAUUUGUUUUAUAAUAGGCUAUUUUCUACCUCCUUAAAUCACAUUCUUAAUCCACCAUUUGCCUUUCGAAUCAUGUAGUCGAGAUAUACAUCUACUGUAUUUGUGAUUUUGAUUUGGGAGACUAGUGCACUGUCUAAUCUCAGAAUGAGCCAAAUAGACUUUGCUUCACAACAGGUAUUUCAACACGAGACGAGGUGAAUAAAUAGCCAUGAUUUCACUCUAACAAUAAACACAAUAGACCAGA
This is a messenger RNA of Oncorhynchus tshawytscha (Chinook salmon), 2831 nucleotides long. Its product is annotated as acyl-coenzyme A thioesterase 11. Gene Ontology annotation, molecular function: thiolester hydrolase activity. The coding region runs from base 1428 to 1811 and encodes 127 amino acids. NCBI's taxonomy places the organism in Eukaryota, Metazoa, Chordata, Actinopteri, Salmoniformes, Salmonidae. The record is from RefSeq and is a predicted model, not a curated record. Gene Ontology annotation, cellular component: extracellular exosome. The transcript has 6 exons.